AGAUGAGGUCACUGAGGCACUGGAAAGUGUCUGAUCCUCUGGUAUCUUUCCCAGCGCUUGGCACGUAAUAAAUACCCUUGGCAUGAACAUUUGGCCCAACUUCCAUUGGCUAGUUUUAGAAUGGCACUUUGCUUAGAAAAAAAAAAAGACAGCUUAAAGCGCAAACCAUAUUUAGCACCCACUGAGAAUAUGAAGCCUCAACAGCUAUUAAGACUAUGCAACUCCCAAUCCAGUUACAUUUAACCUGUGAAUAACAACCAGGAAAAAAACUUCUCCAACAGUAUUUAACCAAAAGUAGUCCCAGACAAAGAACCAAAUUGAAUAGAGAGGCUCCCUGAAGAAGUCCGGUUAAAAACUUGAUAAAAGAUUGAGCUAGGCAGCUCAAUAAGGAAUUCCCUAAAUAUUCCUAAUUUGGUUAUGGUUAUUUUAUGGUAUUAAACGCUUACUGUGUGUGAGCACUGAAUUUUAUGAUAUGGUAUAACUGGGGGUAGACCGAUCGUAGGGGACUCCUUGGAUUUUACUCCUAGUAAAACGUACCAAGAAAAGGGGAAGAGAAAGUAAUCGUGGUUACCUCCUUUGAGUUAAUUUAUGGUUUCAAUCGGAGAAUAGUAUUUUUAAUUUUGAUUUUAAAAAAUGUUGGACUAGAUUCUCGCUUUUGGAUGAGUUUCUGUGGCACGUCUUGACUUGACAGAUCCCGGGGACAGCGGCCUAGAACUCAACUGGGCCUUUAAGCUCACUGUGGACAGGGAACGUAUCUACCACCUCUGUUAUUCUGUACUUUUCCAAGUGCGAAGUACAGUGUUCUGCACACCGUAAGGGCUCAAUAAUCGCCAUUGAUUGAUUUAUUGAAAUAGGUAUGUUUCAGGACGAGGAAACUUAUCAGCGGUUUCCUCUUUUUUUAAUAGAACGAGCCCACCAUACAGCCCCAGUUGCUGUUAUUGACGGCAGAGAGAGAACUAGUGCUCUUGGGUGAAUUAUGUGAUGGUCGCUAUUCUGCUGCCGACGUACAAUAAAGCGACCUAAUCUGGUUCUCCGCUUUGUCCACCUCAACCAGGAGCGUGCCUGGUGGCCGCGUGCCCUCCUUCCCCGGAGAAGCGACCUGGAUUGGUUCUCUGCAGUCAGGGCAUUUGCCGAAAUCAAUAUCCCGGAGUGGGCUGUGGAUAACAACUGGAGGCCUCCACUAAUGCCAUCCCUUUCUGCAGCAUUCCCUUCAGGUGCUGCUUUUUAGCCCCAGGAACGAAAUCAGUCCACUACCUACUUGGGUCAGAAAUGAGUAUAUGAAAGCGAGGAAAAAUCCUCUCUGAAACGCAUGCGCCCCGUCGUGAAGUCACACUUUUCAGUGGUUAUCUAAAAACAUACCGUAGACUACAGAAUCAAAAGAUAAAACCCCCCUUCAUCUGACGAGAGUUAGCCUGGCAAUGCUUCCAGCUAAAUAGAAAACAUAGUGGUUGAAAAAGAGGUGCCAAAGAGGGAUUGUCUUGGUUUAUAGUCUUCCAGAAUCAACACUAUUCAGCCAUUGAUUUUGUUACAGUAAAAACGAUUCAAGUUGGGGAAAUGAAGCAGUUGAAAAGGAAAAGGAAAAGUAAUUUUAGCGUGCAAGAAACUCAGACUCUUUUGAAAGAAAUCAGAACACGGAAAGACGUCAUUUUCUCCAAGCAGCUGAAUACGACAAUUAAUGAAAUGAAACGGAAAGCUUGGGAGGAAAUUGCCGAGUGUGUGAAUGCGGUAGGAGAAGGAGAGCAAAGAACGGGGACGGAAGUGAAAAGGAGGUAUCUGGAUUGGAGAGCUCUCAUGAAGAGGAAGCAACUGAAAGCCAACAUAAAGCUGGUCGGUGCCGGAUACCACUUCCCUUCGUCUGAUUUAGAUGACUCUCUUACUGAGGAGAUAGAUGAAAAGAUCGGUUUUAUCAAUGAUUCGGGUUUCGAUUGGCAGAAUAUGGCUGAUUUCAAGGAAGCAGGUGGAUCUUUGACCGAAGUCAAAGUGGAAGAGGAGGAGAAGGACCCACAAAGCUUUGAGUUUGAGAUCGAGGAGGAAGAAGAAAUGUUGUCAUCUGUCAUGCCCGAUUCCAAAAGAGAAAAUGAACUUCCUGACUUUCCCCACAUUGAAGAGUUUGGUACCCUUAGUUGCGCCCAAGCCAGAUCUUCCUUCGACGACUCCCAUUUACUGGUAAACCUGGAGAAACAGAAGCUCGAAAUGGAAAAACAGAGGCUGGACAUCGAGGCCGAGAGGUUGCAGGUGGAGAAGGAACGCCUGCAGAUCGAAAAAGAGAGACUGCGGCAUUUAGACAUGGAACAUGAGAGAAUUCAGCUGGAGAAGGAGCGGCUGCAAAUUGAGAGAGAGAAACUGAGGCUGCAGGUGAUGCAUGCCGAAAAACCCAUCUUGGAGAAUGAACUCGGCCAAGGGGAAAAGCCAGUGUUUCAGCCCCUGGACAUUGAAACAGAAAAGCUUAAACUUGAAAAAGAACGUUUGCAACUGGAAAAAGAUAGGCUCCAGUUUUUAAAAUUUGAAUCGGAGAAGCUGCAGAUAGAAAAGGAACGCUUACAAGUGGAGAAAGAGCGACUUCGAAUUCAGAGGGAGGGGCAUUUGCAGUAAAUUUUCUGAAAGUCAAAAACCAUGUGUAGUGUCUUUCGAUGUUGGUACUUUCCUUCAAAUCGGUUAAAACUGAGAUGGUUGCCGUGUUAGCUGUUUUUUCUUGCGAGUCUUAUGUCUGUGUUGAAAAAAAGAAUGUGGGGGGGUAAAUCAGUGUGCCUAGGUAGUAUGUAUAUGGGUCUUAAACGUGAUACAGCUUUUAAUUGUAAUCGAAAUAAGUGUGAUGUUCUCUUCAUUCAGUAAGGUCACUUAUUGUGUAAUCCGUGUGCUUAGAGCUAACGAGCACCGCUCUAGAAACAUCCAGACUGUAUACUUGUACCGUUACAGAACAACUGUGCCCUGAAAUUAAGGGUGAUGUGGUAAUGAUGCCACAUGGAAUUUGGUGGAAAGGUGCGUAAAUGACCAAGAGCAUUAAAUGUAUAGGUGGAAACCCGUAGUUCCCUUGCAGUGUGUUGGAUUCAUGAUCUAAUAAUAACUUCUUUUUUCACAUC
Tachyglossus aculeatus (Australian echidna) is the source of this 3080-nucleotide messenger RNA. RefSeq names its product Myb/SANT DNA binding domain containing 4 with coiled-coils (gene MSANTD4). Lineage: Eukaryota; Metazoa; Chordata; Mammalia; Monotremata; Tachyglossidae. The record is from RefSeq and is a predicted model, not a curated record. The transcript is spliced from 3 exons. Bases 1555 to 2592 code for a protein of 345 amino acids.